UUAAAGAAGCAAGUCCAUUUAACAGGACAAGGCGAAUCCACAAUUUUCGUACUAGAUGGGAAAACUAAUGAAUGCGUUUAUUGUGAAACCGUGGAGCUCUAUCCGCGUAAACGUCGCAUGGUUAUGGAUAUGGAAGUAUUCAAUAAGCAUGCCGAUGUUCAAAUACGUAAUGAUCUUAUCGAUUGUCAGAUUGAUAUUUGUACCAGCUUUAUUUACCGAGAAUUUUUGAUUAUUAAGAUAUUCGUGUUUAUGGCAUUUUGA
Messenger RNA from Cetraspora pellucida, 261 nucleotides. Lineage: Eukaryota; Fungi; Glomeromycota; Glomeromycetes; Diversisporales; Gigasporaceae. The record is from the annotation of a GenBank genome assembly.